Molecule: messenger RNA, 4902 nt
Organism: Toxotes jaculatrix (banded archerfish)
Lineage: Eukaryota; Metazoa; Chordata; Actinopteri; Toxotidae
Gene: rgs17
Product: regulator of G protein signaling 17
Exons: 6
Coding region: 554-1183 (209 amino acids)
Source: RefSeq, a predicted model, not a curated record
CGUUCGGUGCUGAAGUGGGGCGGAUGGCAGAAAAACAGCGGCGAUGGACAUUACACCGCAGGAUUCCCAUUUACGAUGUCGUUAAAUAAGCAUCGGGACAUCGCGUUUUCACACCUAUCACCCUAGGACACUGACAGCCCAGCGUAAAGGGAUGCUGUACUUUAGCUGCUCCCUGUACUCUCAAGUCCAUAAAUGACCCUUUCGCCGAGAUCCAAGGAAGCCUAGGAGGCGACGGCGAGAGAAACAAAAGGAGCGAGUGAAAUAAGGAAGCAAGGAGAGGAAGUAGUUACACUUUCACCUCAGCUCUCAUGUCCCUUUCUGUGCCACUCGGUCAGGGAUGGUGAGACCAGUAACUUCUCUUCUCUGUGGUGAAAAGAACCUCCUUGCCUUGCCCCACAUCUUCAGCAAGCCAAACAGCCAGUCCAUUAGCCAAACAGUCGCUCAGACAGUCCACAAGUCAGUCACUCUGUCAACCAGCCUGCUAUCGUCCAGCAACCUAUUACCUCACGCCAUGACUGCUCUGUCUGACCUGUUUUUAGGAACUCACUAAUUCAUGCCCCGGAGUGUGAGUGGAGUGGAGAUGAGAAAAAGGCAGGCGGCACACAUCGAGGCCCCACCCCAGGCCCCUGGACAGCCCCGACCCAACACCUGCUGCCUCUGCUGGUGCGGCUGCUGCAAGUGUCUCUGGAAUGAAGACAGGAUGGAGAGGAGCGAACGACAGACAUGCACCAAGAUGGACAGUAUUGAAGCUGCAGAAGAACAACACCCCAGUCUAGAGGAGGUUCUGUCGUGGUCACGGAGCUUUGAGAUGAUGCUGCGCUCGUUGGAGGGCCGGGAGGUCUUCCGGGAGUUCCUGCGCUCGGAGUACAGCGAGGACAACCUGCUUUUCUGGUUGGCCUGUGAAGAGCUGAAAAAGGAGACGAAUCCCUCUGUGGUGGAUGAGAAGGCCAGGAUCAUAUACGAAGACUACGUGUCCAUAUUAUCACCCAAAGAGGUGAGUCUGGACUCACGGGUCAGAGAAGGAAUAAACCAGAGCUUGGCCGAGCCCAGCAACCUGAUGUACGAGGAGGCCCAGCUCCAGAUCUACACCCUGAUGCACCGCGACUCCUUCCCCCGUUUCCUCAACUCCUCCGUUUACAGAGACCUCCUGGCCAACAGGAGGCGCACCUGCCUCGACACCUAGACCCCUCCACCCUCCCUCAUUGCCAUCGUACACCAACGAGACUACUACUUAAACUUCAAAUACUACUAUGGUGCCAGAAGUCGGGUUUGGAAAAUCUCUCCCUCUUUUUUGAUUGAAAAGACUGAAUGACAUCCAAGAUAGCUGGUUGUUUUUUUAUUUAUAUUUUUUAAGCAAUUUAUAUCCAGUUCUCCACUGGAGCCAGGUCGGCCUUUGCUGGUUGGUUAUUGGUCAGUUUAAGACCAUUAAUGCUGGCCAGUGAUUGUUUUGCUAGCAAUUUGUGCUGUUUGUUUCGGUUGACUGGCCAACCCACGUGUCAGCUGUUGGUUGAAAGGGCCAACCUGAUGGCCAGCUGUUGGUUACCUGUGGACAAGGACUCCUCAGGCAGUGGGGACAGAAAGAGAGAGAGAAAGAGAGAGACAAAAAGGACAAGCCAACUGUUCCUGUACUGUAAUAUUUAGACCUCAUGCUUUCUACCCUCACUUUAAUAUUCUCUCUCUCUCUUUACUCAUUCUCUUUCAUAUUUUUUUGUUUUUCUAAUUUUGUCCCAUUCCUCAGAUGUGUUUAAUUUUGUUUUUGUUUUUUUUAAUUUCAUUACUGUCCAAACAUGACACCUAGUUGUUGGAGUUGGGGCGUUUCUGCCCAUUUAACCAGUAGAAGCACUGGCUCUGCAUGUAACUCUCUCUCUCUACAGUAGCUUGACGAUGUAAGCCGCGGACUGCAACCGUUUUUGAAUAUUGAGAUGUAUUAAGACAGGGGACCUGUCUCUCUGUAUGGCUGUCUAUGUUCAGUGAAGGGAAAAAGUACACUUCUGCCAAUUUUAAGCUUACAGCAGUUUUUUAUUGAGGAGGUUUGAUGGCUUCUGCAGCAAAGGCAGCAGCAGCAGCACCUACCCAUCCAUCCAUCCACCUGUCCAUCCGUCCGUCCGUCCAAGCACUUUCCUUCUUUAGGAUUCUUUAACUGGGAGAAGUAAGGGCUAGAAUUGUGGUUGGGCAGCUACGUGUAUUAUUAUUACUCAUGAACUUUAGACAAAAAUCUCUCCACUGAGAAAAUCACAAUGCCUUUACAUGUAAGAAAAGGCAGCACAAGCGCUGCUGGAGUUUUUCUGGAAAGCAACCACAGUUUGUCCAACAAUCCCUACCUCCCAUCUUUUUUCCCUCCCCCUUCCUCCUCCCUCCAACUCAGACCAUCACAGCCUGACAAGCACAGGUGCCCGAUGUGGGGGAGAGAAAAAAAUUGAAAAAAAAAAAAAGAACCCCACAUUGAUCCACAAAUAGUCAUCUGCAUUUUGAAAUUCUUGAGCUGGAAAAGAGAGUUUAAGAGAGCACUAUGGAAAGCUGGUUCUGUUUGGAGAACAUAAAGAGAUGCAGCAGACACUGAUGCAUUUGAGAGUGUUGUUUAGCCCUGGCCUUUGUCUGUAAGGCUUUAGCUUUAGACGCUGUAGGUAAUAUAACAGCCCAGGGAGUUGUCCAGUAUCUGGCUGCAGAUAUGUGAACCAGGUGCCAAACAUGAUGUCAGAGAUGCUGUGAAGAGAUAUUAGAUGUGACUUGUCACCAGGCUGUGGAGUCUCGGUCAUUCCAGUGCAUGUCUGUUUCUCCGGCGGAUGAAGUUGUGAGAGUGUAUGGUAGUCCUUCAGUUAGCUGCUGCCCAUUUAAGACACUGAUGAUUUUUUUUUUUUUUUUUUUUUUUUUUUUUUACCAGAGCAAGUGACAACGGUUGGUAUAAAAAUGCUAACAUGCUAGCCGUUUCAACAAGGCUAACUAGGUUUCGGCAUGCUGUAGGCAAGCGGUUAGCAUCUUGUGCUAGCCUUGCUAAUCCUCCAUCCCACUGCCAGCCCUCACACACUCUGGUUUGUUUUUUCUAAUCUGACUUUGACAGCAUGCGAUGAUAAUGGUUAUGUGUGUGUAUGGUACAGUUGCACACUUAACAGAAAAAAAAAUUAGUAAAAAAAAAAAAAAAAAAAAAAACUUUAAGGGGGUCUUGCCAAAUGUCCCAUUAACAUUUUUAGUAUAUAAAAGGACAUUUUGUUUUUUGAUGAUGUGAACAUUUGAACAUAAACUUUGUUCCUGGCCUGUGGACGUGCAGUAGAAAGUGCAUGAGUGCAGUAUAUGCUUUUUUUUUUUUUUAAUAAACUGGGCCUCCGAGUGUAUUCAUCAUGUCACAUGAUGGAUAGCUGAAGCCUUGGUUUGGUGGUUAGUGCAGUCUUAAAGUGUCAAUGAAACAGUGCCACUUCUCACUGAUAAAUGUAGGCGUCCGUGUUGCCACCUCCUUUAACUACCUGAAGUUUACGUGCCAAGUUUGGGCUAGAUUAAAUUCAGUAGUAGACGAUGCAGGAUGUCUAGAAGAAUACUGAAGUGCAAUUGGAUGUAGUUAGUGAUAAUAGAGUCUAUUUGAAACUGUGUCCCACUAUUUUAGCUUGGUUUUGAAUUGUCAGAAGGAUAUGUUAUAAAUAACUAACCAUGACAACUUUCAGGAUACUCCAAAUGUUUUAAUGCCACUGUUAGAUUAUUAAAGAAACUGUCUGCCUCUACUUUGAAUUUGCAAGGUUUACUGGAGGAACUAAAUACCGAAACAGAUAAUUCAGUUUAUCUUUAAAAAAAAAAAAAAGCAAAAUGUAGGUCCUUUUCAGUCAUGGGAUUUUGAUUUUUUCCUCCAGACUUUUUUUCAUUUGCAGUAACUAGAUGAAACUGCCAGUUCAAAACCAAGCUAAUACAUGUCUACAAAAGCUCUCUGUCACAAAGUAUUGGUACUGAAUCAGUAAAAUUGACACUGUAAAGUCAGGAAGGCAGGUCUAAACCAAUAAUCACUCAACAGUUUUGCAAUGUUCCUCAUUGAAAAAAUACUCUAUUUAACCUUUGGCAAUACAGUACUCACAUGCAGACAACAUUAAUAUCCAUAAGGGCUUGAUUGAUAUUGCUUAGCUGCUUUAAAGAAGAGCUGUGCAUGCAUGCGCCCAGUUGAUCAGAAGCAAAGGAAUACAGAGUAAUUAACCAAUUCUGAUACUAAAGGAUCAAUUUUCACGCUUACUCGGUGGAGCAAGUUUUCAUCACCAGGAAACAUAAGCAUUUUAGACGUUUGCAUUUGGACAACUCUGUAACUUUUUUGAGUCAGUAGAAGAAUGCCUGUCACUCACAAAGCUCCUUUGCAGACAAAUCCCUCUUCUGCACAGUACAGCUAUGUUUCCUCGUUGCUGAAUCUAUACCGUUAUUAACACGAGAAUGUUUCACCAAGAACCAGAUAAUGAAAUCAUGGUGCAAUUAAACCAAGUUUACAUUUAUAAAUUGUGAGAUGUGUGUACCUUAUUAAAUACUCGCAACAGUGGGGAGCUAAGUGUCCCCAGUGUGAGCGGAGAAGCCAGCAGGUUUAAGGCUGGCACCAGUCUCUGCCCAGUGCUAACGGACAGUCAUGAGUUAAAAACUGGGAGUGUUUUACAGGAAGGACACACACAGCAGAAACCCAGGUUUUCUGCUUAUCGUCCUUUCCUCUUAAUUUAUUGUGACUUUUACACAGUGGGGAAAAGUACACGGUUGUUUAUUUUUAAUAACUGCAUUUCAAAUGUGGAUUUUACAAGCAAUGAUGAUGAUGUGAAGUGAUGUAGUGCCAUCGCUGAGUUUAGAUUUUUGUCUUUAAAUUACCAUGGGUUCCAAGUGAGUGGGUUUUUGAAACGUGGCUGUGGUUUUGUUGACAAAAAAAAAAAAAGGAAAAAAAAAAAGAGGUUGAGA